AUGCCCCUAGCGCACCCUGCGCAUUCGAAGAUUAGCAUUCGUGUAAGUGUCAGACAUCGUAUGCGUUCGGAUGAUCGAUCGGUGUUUCAUCGGUCAGCUACUAUCAGGAGAAAUAAAGUGAAUUCAUUCUAUCUUGUGAACUCGAACGAAUAGGUUGUUCCUUAUUAACUCCACACGUGAAAUCUAGAAGAUCCCUCAGUUGCGGUAAUUAAAAGUGGCGUACGAGGAAAAAGUAGUUUGGUGCAGAAACCAUUAGUAAAAGAAAAAAAGAAAGUCUACGUUACUCUCGGCACGUACACGAAGCAGCAGCAGUGGUGCAUCUUCAGCUGGCGUUUGCAUUUCUCAGGGAACAGGACCAGUGAGGCAACGAAAGGAGCAACCGCUCCGGAUAUUAUCUUCAAGGUUUGAGACGCGGCCCGCCAAAAGUUGCCUUUUCGGUGGUAAAAUAUAUCCCCAUUAUUGACGGAGAUUAAAACUAAUAAUCGAGUGAUUCUACCACACGCCUUGCCACACGCUGUAUGCUUGGACUGCAUAGUUUGAUCCGGAAACGUGAUUGAUUGCCAAUUCUUGAAAUCUGAUACAACUCGGCAAUUUCUGCCGCACACUGCUGGUCGACGUAAUUAGUACGUUAAAGCACAGCUCGGACGUGAGCCUUUAUCAGAUUGAAAUCACCAUCGGCCAAGCAGAUCAUCGGAUUCUCAGAGGAGGCGCGUGCAUCUGGACUAGCUUCGCACCAGAAGGUAUCCGUACGGCGACCGUCGUUGUUGGCAAGGGUCAAAAGGACAUUUUUGGUAAGUCAAUUUUUUUGAUUGAAUUUUUUAAAAGUGAACAAAGAAAAACCGGCAUUUUUAAUAAUCUGCUACAAUUGAUUGUGAUCUAUUUUGUUUUACUCUUAUUUUUCCCAUUUUUGGCUGAAUUACUGGUAAUACCCGUGUUUAUAUUAUUUUGAUUCGUAAAUCGUACUUGUUGCGGAACUACAGCGCCGAUUAAUCAUGAGUUCUAGUGUGGCUUGUACUAUUGAACCGUAUCGUAGGGGCACCAGCUUCAACGAUUGGUUUGCUAGAUUGAAGUUCUUUUUCAAGGUCAAUAAAAUAAGUGAGGAUGACAAAAUGGCCUAUUUCAUAACGCUAAGCGGGCCAGUGAUGUUUGAUGAGAUUAAAGUGCUGUACCCAGCGGGUAAUUUCGAGGAGGCAGCUUUUGAUGAUUUGAUAUCGAAGCUGAAGAAUCGCUUAGACAAAAUAGAACCAGACUUGGUUCAACGUUACAAAUUCAGCACGAGAAUUCAGAACCCUGAGGAGACUACCGAGGAUUUCGUCUUGGCUUUAAAAUUACAAGCGGAAUUCUGUGGUUUUGCAAAUUUUAAGGAAACUGCCAUUUUGGACCGCCUCAUAGCGGGAAUAAAAGACAAAAAUUUACGACAGCGACUACUUAGUGAAGAGAAGCUUACUCUAGCAAGCGCUGAGAAAAUCAUCGUUACGUGGGAGGUUGCAAGGGCAAAUGCAGGUACCGCAAUAGAUCAACAAAACGCAGGGUUAGGACAAAUAGCGGCAGUUCGAAACACACUAGGGGCACAGGAAGGAAAAGCGUACGGGAAACUGAGGCAAACUCUGGAGUUGGCUAGGAAAUAUAGAGAUGACAACUACAACAGAGGUGCCGGAAGCAGCAGAGGUCCUGUGAAAAGCCGACUGGGUGUGAGAUCUUAUGAUUACGGACAACAAGGAAGAGGAGAGCGACUAUAUGGUUCGAGAACAACGGAUUUCAGGCAAGAAAGAAGGGACAUGACGAGGCCUAAACCAGACUAUUCGCAGAUGAUCUGCAACUUUUGUGGAUUGAAGGGCCAUAUAAGGAGAAGAUGUUUCAAGCUCAAGAACCUUCAUAGAGAUGCUGUUAAUCUUGUGGAUUCACCAGGACCUUCGACAGACCAUGAUAUAGCGGAACUAAUGGGAAGGAUGCAAACGUACGAAUCGGAUGGAGAGGAAAGUGAUUCAGAUACGUGUUGGAAACGUAGAGGUAAUGGCACAUCGAAACCAAAUACGAGUUCGUAAGGACGAGUUGCACGGGCAAAGGCCAAACGUCAUCAUCACAAGGAGCGAUCAAAUCCAAACAACAGACGACACAACGGAGGAUUCAGGUCCGAGACUGCAGGGUUGCGAAACCGACACGAUGGUGCUUCCAAGGGGAAGUAUACAAAACAGAAAGCGGAAACGACAACUAUCUGAUUCAGAGCAACCGGAACCUAGAAGAUCAAAACGCAAUAGAAAGUUAAAUCGCUGUGAUGAUUUUAGUUACGAUUAAGUUUUGGCGAAAAUUUGCUAUGUCGAUAUACUUUAAAGCAAACUCAGAUUUUCUUUUCAAUUUUUCACUUUUGUUUAAUUUAGUAUAUAAGUGAAUUCGUGAAGCAUUGACAAAAGUCAUUUCUGAAAAACAUAUUUUAUGCUAAAAGGGGAAGGAUUGUCAUGCCCCUAGCGCACCCUGCGCAUUCGAAGAUUAGCAUUCGUGUAAGUGUCAGACAUCGUAUGCGUUCGGAUGAUCGAUCGGUGUUUCAUCGGUCAGCUACUAUCAGGAGAAAUAAAGUGAAUUCAUUCUAUCUUGUGAACUCGAA
Molecule: messenger RNA, 2602 nt
Organism: Aedes albopictus (Asian tiger mosquito)
Lineage: Eukaryota; Metazoa; Arthropoda; Insecta; Diptera; Culicidae
Exons: 3
Coding region: 993-2045 (350 amino acids)
Molecular function (GO): zinc ion binding; nucleic acid binding
Source: RefSeq, a predicted model, not a curated record